This is a messenger RNA of Dermacentor andersoni, 2528 nucleotides long. RefSeq lists its product as uncharacterized. Gene Ontology annotation, molecular function: metalloendopeptidase activity. Gene Ontology annotation, cellular component: plasma membrane. Gene Ontology annotation, biological process: protein processing. NCBI's taxonomy places the organism in Eukaryota, Metazoa, Arthropoda, Arachnida, Ixodida, Ixodidae. The record is from RefSeq and is a predicted model, not a curated record.
AUGCGACGCGGCCAGAGCCCCGUGCAGCUGCCGCCGUGUCCUCGGCGCCGUCCUCCGCCCGUCCAGCCGCCGCUAUCGCCCUGGCGCCGCAGUCCUGCCCCCAAGGACACGUCCUGCGAGGCGUCCUGCGCGCGCUACUCCUGCUUCGUGCUGCUCGCCGUCCUCGUCGCGACGACCACGCUGCUAGCCACGCCGGCGCUGCUGCUGACGCGGCUCGAUCCGUGGCGGCGGGACCACUUCACGCUGGACGAAGACCUGCGAAGCUCGCGGGACCACAGCGUGCACCCGUGCGACGACUUCUACCGGCACGUCUGCAGCAACUGGGACGCCAAUUCGCGACGUCGCAGCCCGCCGCUGAGCAAGUACAAAGCCAUCUUCGACAGUCACGUGGUCAAGCGCCACCUAUUGCGUUCCCUUCCCAAGCACUCGCACAGGGCCCGAGACAAGGCAACGGCGCUGCUGAUCAAGUGUUUCAGCCGGGGCGGCAGGCAGGGCUCGUGGACUAUUCAGAAGUUUCUGCUCGACGUCGGUCUUCCCUGGCCGCACAAGUCCCCAGCCUCGAGACCCGAGCUCCUCGGCACGCUCGUCAAGUCGUCGUUACACUUCGGCAUACACAUAUUCUGGGCCUUUUUCGUGGGUCGUCAUCCAUCACGCCCGAACCAGAAUGUCAUUUACACGACCUUAGACGAACGGUGCAUCGACUGGAUCGGGAACUUCGAGCGGCUCAGAGAUUAUGUCAAGCACCGCGAUUAUCUCAGACGCUGCGCUGAAAUCCUGGGCGGCACCGGGCAGUCGUACUCGCGGAUGAUCGAGGCCGUAACGGUGGCGCACACCGAUAUUGCCCAACUGGUGUUCCGCUUCUGGGACCCGCAAGCCACUCCAGCCUUCCUUGAACUCGGUGACGCCGAGCUUCGCCGUGCCCUCAACGGUCAUCUUGCGGACGAUUCGCAGUUGUGGCCCGAAGACAAGAUUGUGAACCUGCAGCCCGAGCUAUUCGCUCAGCUGAACGCCACCCACUUCAGCCACGACAAUUUCACCGAGAACUUCAAGCUUUUCCUCGGCGCGUACGCGGUGUGGUUGCUGUCGCCGUACGCCUCGCGUUACCUCACCACCUGCAUGCUGGAGGACAUGGGCCUUGCAGCCUAUGAGCGAAGCUACUGGCACCACAAGUGUAUGCUGACUCUCGAGGAGACCCUGCCGCUGGCCAAGUGGAAACUCGAACAAGACGCUUCGGUUGACAAGGUUUACACGUCGAAAAUGCUGCACCUCGCCAAGCGAUCCCUCAACGCGUUCAAUGCUCUAUACAGUGACGCUCUCGAGAACUAUAUCGCAGACGCUAUGGCUGGUGUUGUGCUCAACGCCCGGAACAUGACUCUGACGUGGCACAUGCUGGACCGGACGUACGCCUACGUACCUUUCGACACCAGGGCGGGGUUGUUCGACCUGUACAUACGCAUAUGCACCGCGGGCAUGAGCAUCCUCAAGAAGUCGUUGCGCCAGCCUAGGCAGACCGCUCUUCACGCGCCAGGGAUCGCCAGCUACGGACUGUACCGCAUCCUCGUGGCUAGGGAAGUCAUGGUCCCCAGCUACAUGAGGGCGCUACCACUGUUCGAUGCGCGCCACCCGUUGCCUGUCCUUGUGGCCUUGAUCGGCACCCAUAUCUUGAAGCAGAUGGUCACCCUAGAGCGAUUCAUCCUGUUCUACGACGAAAACUUUGUGCGCCAGAACCUCCCAAUCUUCAGCCAAUUCGGAAUGCUGUUCUCGGACACGGAACGCUACCAGGUGACGGUGAACAACAGCGGCUAUAUCGAUGACCACUACCCGCACGAGGGGCGGGAGAUCGUGGUGGCCGGCUGGGCGAACCGUCUCGCCAGCAGCAUCCCGCGCCUGCCGGAGGCCCGAGCCAUCGCGAAGGCCACGAGCGCGGCGAACAGCCGAGACGGCAGGCGCCGGUCUUUCGGCGGCGUCCCCGAGGACCAGCUGUACUUUUUGGUCACGUGCUUCACGCACUGCGGUGCCGCUGGUCGCGCCCUCCAGUUGCAGAAGGUCAUCUGCAACGCGGUCCUGCCUGCCGUAGCAGCGUUCCGACAAGCCUUCGAAUGUCGGCCGCAUCAUCUGCUCGUGACUGACUUCACCUGGCCAGAACCACCCAACGAGACAAGCAGUGCUUCUGUGUAGUGCGACGAAAACCCGCACUGCUGUGUUUAAGCAGGGAAUUACGCUUUCUAAUAGCCCAAGCGCACUGUACUUUCUUUUUAUUUGUCUCAGUAAUUGCAACCCGUCCAUUCUAAAUGUAUAGAACGCCUUGCAAUGUCGACACCCGAAGUUAACGACUAUAUUGCAAGUUUCAGCGAAAUGCGCAGGAACUAACGCUCCGCUAAAGCGCUGUGCAUUAGUUUAUGGAAUCGCAAAGCUGGUGGACUCCGCUCCCCUGUGCGUUUGCUUAUGGACGUGUUUUCGAAUGUUUUCCUUGUGAAAGGGUUUUCAGGAGUUCCCUCCGAAGUUCAAUGAUUCACCGCAUUCUUUUA